Molecule: messenger RNA, 1991 nt
Organism: Musca vetustissima
Lineage: Eukaryota; Metazoa; Arthropoda; Insecta; Diptera; Muscidae
Product: angiotensin-converting enzyme-like
Exons: 9
Coding region: 1-1974 (657 amino acids)
Biological process (GO): proteolysis
Cellular component (GO): plasma membrane
Molecular function (GO): metallopeptidase activity; peptidyl-dipeptidase activity
Source: RefSeq, a predicted model, not a curated record
AUGUCAGCAAUGAUGAUCAUAACAAUUGUGCUUUUGCUCCUUGCCACCCCUGCAUGUCAGGGACAAACUACUGUCGACCCUUUAGAAUCUGAACACAACACCACAACGACGACACCGAUACCAACAACCACCACCAGUCAAUAUUCCGAAGUGUAUGAAGCUCAUGCCCGUCAUUAUUUGGAAAUUGCUGAAAAGGGAUUUGCACACAUCUACAAUCGUCGACGAGACCUCUUCCAUGGUCUGACAAAGAAACGCGUCAGCAUCAGUGAAAUCAAUCAGGCUAAUGUCCAACAUGAAAUCGAUAAUGAAUACUAUCAACUGGUGUAUGAGUUGGCAUCGAACCUGAGUGUGAUUCCUGUGAAGCAGUUGAAAAAUGAAACGUUAAGGCGUCAAGUGCAAAGACUCUCAAAAUUGCAAUUACAUGGAUUAAAUCGUCACGACUAUGAACGUUCAAAGGCAUUGCUGCGAGUUAUACAAUCGUUCAUCACCUCGCCAUUGGUUUGUCAAAACGAUUGUAAAUCGGCCACAGAUAAAAAUGUUGCCUUCGAACCGACAAUUAAAUCCUUCAUCGAGCAUAAUAAAAAUAAGGAUCAUUUAUAUUUUUAUUGGCUGAAAUGGCGCCAUGCUCUGAAUAAGGAUGCUAAUUGGGCUCAGGAUACAUUUUUGGAAUAUGUCGAUUUGUGGCGCAAGGCAGCGGCUUAUAAUGGUCAUGUUACCCCUUCGCGUACAUGGUAUCUAUAUUACGAUACCGAGAAUUUUCAACGUGAACUUGAAGAAGUUGUCUGGGAAAUAAUGCCAUUAUAUCAAGAGCUGCAUGCCUAUUUGCGUCAUUGGGCACGCCAUCAAUAUGGCAAACAUUUGACCGAUGCUACAGAUGGUGCCAUACCGGCACCAGUAAUGGAACAGAUUAUCACACAAGAUUGGUAUGCUAAUCCAAUAUUUCGUAUACCAUUCCCCAAACAUCCAUUGCCAACGGUUAAGCAACGUUUAGAGGAGGUAAUGGACACACCAGUGCAGAUGAUAAAGAAAUCCUCGGAAUUCUAUGAAUCGAUGCAUUUGAAUAAAUUGAACAAAACAUUUAUGGACAAAUUUGUACGACGCAUCAAUGAAGAUGACCCGAAUAAAGUUUGCAGCGUUGAGGUGUCAUAUUUUCCACCGGAUGUUGCCUUGAGAUUUUGUAAUAAGGUUGAUUAUCGUGCCUUUUUGCAAAUGCAUGGCCAUGUUGCGGAACUCCAAUAUAACAUGUAUAAAUCCAAUUUGCCUGUGGGCUUGGACAAGGAACCUUGCCCUGGUUUUGGUAGUGCAUUGGGUGAAGCUUUUAUUAUUGCUGCUGGUACGCCGCGUCAUUUAAGCCGCUUGGCUAUUGUGGUCAAUGAUAGUCUACCGCCGGAGCAGUCUCUUAAUCGUUUAUUCCGCAUGGGUGUUCACACCAUUAUGGCCAUACCACAAUAUUUUAUAAAUGAUAAAUACUUCGUGGAUGUUAUGGAUGGCAGGAUUAGUCCCAGGGAAUAUAAUUGUGCCUAUUGGAAACUACAACAUAAAUAUGCUGGUGUAGUGCCGCCGAGUAGACGUAAUGAAAUGAGUUUUGAUCCAGAUUUUAGAUUCUACAAAGGUCUGAGUCCCGAUAAAUCGAAUACCAUCAAAUUUAUUUCCGAAGUUUUGGGUCUACAAUUUUAUCGGUCAUUUUGUAUGCUCAGUGCUGAAUAUAAACCGGGUAAUCCGGAACAUCCGUUAUACAAUUGUGAUUUUUAUAAUAGCACAGCAGUGGGGGAUGUUGUCAAGAAAAUGAUGAAAAUGGGUGCCACCAAACAUUGGCGUGAUAUCAUGGCAAUAGCAACAAAGGAGCGUCGUCUAAGUGCCCAGGGUGUCAUGGAAUAUUUUGCACCACUGUACAUUUGGCUAAAGGAGCAGAAUAAGAAAUUGGGUCUUAUACCCGGAUGGGAUGAUGAUAUACAAUGCGGAAAUUAUUUCUAAGCGUUGAAUAUGUUAUU